Messenger RNA from Ipomoea triloba (trilobed morning glory), 2743 nucleotides. Its product is annotated as MDIS1-interacting receptor like kinase 2-like. The transcript is spliced from 4 exons. Gene Ontology annotation, biological process: protein phosphorylation. The coding region runs from base 247 to 2592 and encodes 781 amino acids. Gene Ontology annotation, molecular function: protein binding; ATP binding; protein kinase activity. The record is from RefSeq and is a predicted model, not a curated record. Lineage: Eukaryota; Viridiplantae; Streptophyta; Magnoliopsida; Solanales; Convolvulaceae.
UCCAUUCCUAAGGAGUUAGGAAAAUUGACAUCUCUUCAAGGGUUAUGGUUGUAUUCAAAUAACCUUAGUGGUCAAAUUCCUAUCUCACUUGGGAACUUGCAAAAUUUAAAAUUCUUGUCUCUUUACACCAACAAUCUAUCAGGCGAUAUCCCUCAAGAACUUGGAUUAUUAAAAUCUCUUGUUGUGUGUUCUCUGUCAUCAAACGCUCUCACGGGUCAAAUUCCUCCGGAAAUAGGGAACUUGUCAAUGUUGGUAAAUUUAUCUCUGUGGGCAAAUCAGCUCUAUGGAUCCAUUCCUAAGGAGUUAGGAAAAUUGACAUCUCUUCAAGGGUUAUGGUUGUAUUCAAAUAAACUUACUGGUCAAAUUCCUUCAGAAAUAGGGAAUUUGUCAAGGUUGACACAUAUAAGUCUAUUUAUGAAUCAAUUGCAUGGAUCUAUCCCUAAGGAGUUGGGGAAACUAAAAUCUCUUCAGGAGUUUGAGCUACAUUUUAAUAAUCUCAAUGGAAAAAUUCCAUCUGAAUUUGAUAAUAUCACUCAUUUAAGAGUAUUUAAUUUUGGCAGUAAUCACCUCACGGGUUAUUUGCCAGAGAAUUUGUGUGUAGGCCAGUCACUGAAAAUUAUAACUACUGAUCACAACAAAUUUAGUGGAAAUAUUCCCAAAAGCUUGAAGAACUGUACAACACUUUACAGAGUUAGGCUUGAUAGAAAUGACUUUUCUGGAGAUGUAUCAAAAGCUUUUGGGAUAUAUCCAACCCUAAAUUAUAUAGAUUUGAGUUACAAUAACUUUUAUGGCCAAUUGUCCUCAAAUUGGGCUCUUUGUCCAAAUCUUACUGCAUUGAAGAUAGCGGGCAAUAAAAUUCUUGGAAAUAUCCCAUUUGAUCUCGGCAAUGCACCUGUACUGCAGUAUCUCGAUCUCUCGUCAAAUCAGUUGGUCGGAAGGAUUCCCACAAGUUUGGGAAAGUUGAGCAAGUUAUAUGUGCUGAAGUUAGAUAAUAACAAACUUACUGGCAACAUACCACUAGAAGUUGGACAACUAUCUUUGCUUUCAGAGCUAAACUUAGCUUCUAAUAAGUUUGUUGACUCAAUUCCCCCACAAAUUGGAAGAUGUCAACGCCUAAUUACAUUGAAUUUGAGCAAAAAUAUGCUUGUGGGCAAAAUCCCUCCUGAUAUGCUAAGCUUGAAAUCCCUUGAAAAUCUUGAUCUCAGUCACAACAUGUUCUCUGCUCAGAUACCACCACAAAUUGGAGGAUUAACAAACUUACAGACAUUGGACUUAUCACACAAUAAUUUGUCAGGCUCCAUCCCAUCAAGCAUUGCUCAAUGUGCAGCAUUAGUUUCUGUUGAUAUAUCUUACAAUCACUUGGAAGGUCCUAUCCCUAACAACAAAGCAUUUUUACAAGCACCAUAUUCCGCCUUAAGCAAUAACAAAGGUUUAUGUGGCAAUCAUUCUGGCUUAAAGCCUUGCUCCUCGCUCAGCCAAAGUGAUGGAAAAAACAGAAAUUUGGUUGUAAUCAUAUCAGUAGUCUUGGGAAGUUUCUUUCUAUUGACGGUGGUUAUUAUCAUUUUUGUUAUUUUUCCACGACAGAAGAGAAAUACAAUGGAGGAGGAAAGAGAUUUUACUAAAGAUUUGUUCACAAUAUGGAGCUUUGAUGGAAAGAUGACAUAUGAAAGCAUAAUUGAAGCAACAGGGAACUUCGACUCUAGUUAUUGCAUUGGUGUAGGAGGGCAUGGAAGUGUGUUUAGGGCUGAGCUUCCUAGUGGUCAGAUAGUUGCCGUGAAGAAGUUUCAUACAUUAGGCAUGCAAGAUGAUGAAAGCUGGCAUGAUCUCAGAAGUUUUUCAAAUGAGAUAAGCGCAUUAACAAAUUUGAGACAUCGAAAUAUUGUGAAGCUCUAUGGCUUUUGUGCUCACAAUAGACAUUCAUUCUUGAUUUAUGAGUAUUUACAAGGGGGGAGUCUAGCACAAAUUUUGAGUGAUGAUGAGAAAGCAUUGCAGGUGGGAUGGUUGGAAAGGAUAAAUGUGGUCAAAGCUGUGGCUAAAGCUUUAUCAUACAUGCACCAUGAUUGUUUGCCUCCUAUUAUUCAUCGGGACAUAUCAAGCAACAAUAUUAUGUUCGAUUCUGAGCAUGAAGCUCAUGUAUCCGAUUUUGGGACAGCAAGAUUUUUGAGCCUUGAUUCAUCAAAUUGGACUUCAAUUGCUGGAACCAUGGGAUAUACAGCUCCAGAGUUUGCUUACACUGCAGAGGUAAACUGCAAAUGUGAUGUGUAUAGCUUUGGUGUGGUAACACUUGAAGUGAUUAUGGGGAAACAUCCUGGAGACCUCAUUACAUGCCUUUCUUCAUCCUCAUUUUCAGCAAUUGAUGGCAUGCUUUUUAAGGAUCUGUUAGAUCCUCGACUACCUACUCCAAAAAGAAAUGUCACACAACAACUCGUGUUGGUAGCAAAGAUAGCAGUAUCUUGUAUGAAUUCCAAUCCACAAUAUCGGCCAACUAUGCAACAAGUUUCUAUGUUGCUAUCCAAGGAAAGGGAUUUUCCCAAUUUUUCCCCUGAUAUCACCUUAAGCCAGUUGUUUGAUCUUGAAUUUCCAAAUCCAUAAUUUUUACACUAUUUAAGUUUGGAACAAUGUAUGUGGUUUUAACAUGAGGAUGUAUAAGGAAGUAGGCAAUAUUGGAACCAGUACGUAGAUCAUCAGAAACAAAUGGUAGCAAAUCCAUAUAUGGAGGCUCAUGUUUCAACCUGGUGGAUUA